AUGGUCGGGCUGGUGCAGCAGAACGACGACCAGCUGAGCGAGAUCAGCGUGAACAACCUGAAUCGUCGUCCCCUUGAUUAUGAGACAUCCCUGAGAAGAACAGAGAGCAACGGUCGUUUAGAUGCAUCAUCACCAGCGAGGGAAGUGUCAUGCGCAGAGUUGGCCUCCAUCUUGAUCCAGCGGGAGCACCCAAGCCCACCGGCAAAGGUACGUAGCUUGAUGUUCUUUGCGUUUCUUCAGAAUGUGAUCUGAUUUAUCUGAAAGCAAUGCCCUGUCGAUGAUGGCAGGAUGUCCACGAAGAUGUGUCUGUAGAGUUUUCUACGAGCAGGCUGGAGCAGCCGAGCCCCGUCUCCGUGCUUGACGCCGCCUUCUACAAAGAUGAUCUGCCGGCUUCACCCAUCAAGAAGGCCCUGAGUUCAUCCAGAGGUGAUCCACUUCUUGUCCCUGCAGCUCCUCUUCCAUCACAACCACAUCGAGAAUGAAAGUAAAAGCCGUCCAUUCUAACCGGUUUCUUCGGCCUGUUCCAGCAGAGGACCCUCAGAACGAUCAUCAUGUUCCCGGCAGGGGAAUCUGGAAACCGGCAGGGCCCGACAGCCGCCAGCUGCCCAACAACCCCGCAAGCGACUCGAGCUCCCCUGCGUACCACAAGACAAUUAAGAGCAUCGACAACCUGCUUCAGAAGCUCUGGUGGCUCACCUUGUCCAAGGAUGAUGAUGAUGACGACGAAAAUUCCCCGGCAGCAGCACCAACCUCCUUGAUUGAGGUGAAGAACCCCGACCACCGGUACGUGUACGAGAUGCUGAUGGCGUCUGGCCUUCUUGGGAUGGGGUCCGAUGAUGGCCCAGCGCUGCCCACCCGGCUCCACAAGUCCGGGUGUGUAAUGGAUCCUGGCCUGUUCCUCCUGCUCGAGCAGAGACACCGGCCAAGAUCCCAGGGGGAGAAGCUCCGCAGGAGGCUCCUCUUUGAUGCAGUCAAUGAGAUGUUGGCCCGCAAGGUGGAGUCUGCCGGGCUGGUCCAAAGCAGGCCUGUGCAUGGUGGGGCGCAGUUGCUGAAGGAGCUCUGCAUGGAGAUUGAUCGGCUCACUGCCCACCGGGGCGGCGCCGCCAGCUCUGACGAUGAAGAGGAUGACGCCUUGAAGCCAAUAGUGUGCGAACACAUGGUGCAGCAGUCAGAGGGAUGGGCAGACUUUGGCAAGGAGGCCUCUGGGCUUGUUCUUGACCUCGAGCGAUCCAUAUUCAAGGACCUGAUCGGCGAGCUCGUCAAUGGUGAGGUGGCAACUGCUCUGAGCCUUCCGGCCAGACUCAGCAGGUCACUGUUCCGCUAA
Messenger RNA from Spirodela intermedia, 1324 nucleotides. The record is from the annotation of a GenBank genome assembly. NCBI's taxonomy places the organism in Eukaryota, Viridiplantae, Streptophyta, Magnoliopsida, Alismatales, Araceae.